Molecule: messenger RNA, 567 nt
Organism: Prorocentrum cordatum
Lineage: Eukaryota; Dinophyceae; Prorocentrales; Prorocentraceae
Source: the annotation of a GenBank genome assembly
CUCGCCGGAGGACGAGCGGCGCGCCGUGGAGUUCACGCAGUGCCGGCUCCAGUUCAACCACGGCUGGUUCGUGCAGGCGGAGGCCCCUCCCGGGGCCAUCUUCACCAGCUUCAAGGAGGUGCUCCGGGAGAGGGGCGCGCACGGCCGCAUCAACAAGGAGGACCUGGCCCUCUACUUCGUGCACUGGCUCACGGACCUCGCAGGUGCCGAGCCCACGCCGCUCGGCGGGUGCGAGAAGUUCGUCGUGAAGUUCCCGCUCAUGGUGCUGAACAGCUUCCUGCGAUCUUUCGAGUUCGUGGAGCGUAUCGUGGACGAGACCGAGACGCAGGUGGUCGAGGAGUAUCUCAAAAUGAGAUGGCGCGAGAACACGCCUUCGCCGGGGCCGCUGCCAACUGGCGACGCGGGGGUCGCUAAGAUGCGCCUGCUGUGCAUGGCGCAGAUGAGCGCAGGCCUCGUGCUGCGAGGGUUCGACGAGGUUAGCUCGGACGACCAGGAGGUCCUCGGCUACGAGAUGGCCCUCACUGGAUGCGUCGGCCAGUCCUACAGCGCGGAUGUGUGCCCGAAGGA